AUGUCUGACACCACUGCCACUAAACCUGACUGGAUGAAGACUCUCGAGACGGAGGGGUAUGUUGUCGUCCCUAAUGUGAUCCCCGAAGAAGCAUGCAAGCAGUUCCAGGAAGAGGCCCUUGCCUGGCUGGAGAAGUUCCCACAUGGCUUCAAGAGGAAUGAUCGGUCUACCUGGAAUGGCUGGAACCUUCCAUUCGCCGCCAAGGGGGGCUUGUACAACCGAUAUGCCGUAAACCACGAGCAAUUUGUCUGGGCCAUUCGAACGCAACCAGGCAUCCGCCGCCUUUUCGAGCAGCUCUGGAGCACCGAUGAUCUCAUCUCCAGUUUUGAUGGAAUGAAUUGUUCCUUCCCUAUCAAUGAGAAGUACGGUCGAACUGACCUGAAGAUUACUGCCGCUUGGCCCCACAUUGAUCAGGAUCCUCGUGAAGUUGAUCAUUUCGAGCUAUACCAGGGCAUUGCCCAGUUAGGUCCCAGUGGACCCGACGACGGCGGUCUCUGUGUCCUAAGCAAGUCCCACUUGCUUCACGAGGAGUACUUUCGAGAAACUGGUGGCUGGAAGGAGGACCAGGACGCCGGAGUCGGCAAUAACAACUACCGUUUCUUCAAACAGGGAAAAGAAGGCGACGGUGAGCUCGACUGGUACAAGGCCAGGGGGUGCAAAUCCAUCAAAGUCGAGGCUAAUGCUGGCGACUUCAUCUUAUGGGAUUCGAGGACUAUUCACUGGAACGCUUCCCCUGUUGGGAAGGAGACGCGGUUCAGCGCAUACGUGUGCAUGUGCCCUCGCACACUGAUGUCAGAGGCUGAGCUAGCUAAGAAGAUCCAGCUCUACAAGGAUCGCAAGGGCACAACUCACUGGCCGUGCAAAAAUGUUGUCCCUGUUGAACGGCUGGCAUAUCAUGACGCGUUCCCAAGACGUCCGGAUGACUCGGUCGACCCUGCCAACCGAGAUCGUCCUUUUGUGGAGCCUACUGAGACUCCUGAACUUCUAAAACUUGUCGGAAUACGAGCUUAG
Messenger RNA from Clonostachys byssicola, 1011 nucleotides. The record is from the annotation of a GenBank genome assembly. Lineage: Eukaryota; Fungi; Ascomycota; Sordariomycetes; Hypocreales; Bionectriaceae.